AUGUCCCUCCUCGGCAAGAAGUGGCCUACGCCCAUCGCCAAGCCCAUGGCUCCGUUCUACGCUGCCGGCCUCGUCAUCCUCUACGGCGUUAACUCUGCCGCAUCUGCCAUGCGCAACAGCGACGAGUACAAGAACGACCCCCGCAACGGUGUCAAGGCUGCACACUAG
This is a messenger RNA of Diplodia corticola, 168 nucleotides long. RefSeq names its product mitochondrial f1f0 atp synthase subunit atp18. Gene Ontology annotation, biological process: proton motive force-driven ATP synthesis. Bases 1 to 168 code for a protein of 55 amino acids. Lineage: Eukaryota; Fungi; Ascomycota; Dothideomycetes; Botryosphaeriales; Botryosphaeriaceae. Gene Ontology annotation, molecular function: proton transmembrane transporter activity. The record is from RefSeq and is a predicted model, not a curated record. The transcript is spliced from 4 exons.